Cavenderia fasciculata is the source of this 1029-nucleotide messenger RNA. It is a transcript of the gene rpl28, whose product is annotated as S60 ribosomal protein L28. The record is from RefSeq and is a predicted model, not a curated record. The transcript has 6 exons. Gene Ontology annotation, cellular component: nucleus. NCBI's taxonomy places the organism in Eukaryota, Evosea, Eumycetozoa, Acytosteliales, Cavenderiaceae. The coding region runs from base 1 to 1029 and encodes 342 amino acids.
AUGUCUGAUAGAAAAGUUAUUCAUCCAUUGUCUAGAAAGGCAAAGUAUUUAGCUAAAGAGGGUUUUAGAGAGAUGCAUAAAAAGAAUCAAAAGGAAGAUAGAAAUAAGAAAAAUCAUAUAAUGUACCACAAAGUCAAUUGGUUUAAAGAACAUAUGAUCGCCGACAAGAAGCAAUAUACAGAGAGAGACAUGUCACGUUUGAUAGAACAAUUCAUCAAGAGAAACGAUGCAGAGUUGGGUGAUAUCGAUAGAGAACAUAAAAACGUUAAUAGAUCAAACAAAUUGGAUAUUUUGAUUUCAUUGCGUGAUAGUGAGUUGAAACAAUUCCAUGGUGAAGGUGUUACUGCUCCCGAUUUGACAAAGAUUAAAAAUGUUCAAUGGUUAAAACAAUGGGAUGGAAAUGUAGCAGUUAUUUCACAACAAGUUACCUUUAAGAAAUUCAAAUCAGUAGAAGAAAAAGAUGAUGAAAUCGUUCCAAAACCAGAAACAGAAACAACAACAACAACAACAACCACCAAUGAUCAAGAUAAAAUCCAAGAACACUACAAUAAAUUGGUUUUUUUAGUCAGAGAUCAUCUACAAAAGAGAGAAGCAUCAAUUUAUAGAGUUUUAAUAGGUGAAAUGUCAGAUCUCAUUUUCCAAAUCGUCAAGCACAACCACGCCUUCAGAAAGGUUUCCAACGGUAAGGUUUUAUCCGCCGAACCAGGUAACUUGAGAAACGUUAACUCUGUCAAGCACUCUGCUUUCGCCCGUUCAAAGAACAUCGAUAUCACCACCGACAAGAACGGUAAGGUCGUCGUUGCCAUCAAGAGCAAGGCUUCAAAGGUUUCACCAGCCAAGGCCUUCACCAAGAUCCCAACCAACACCUCCAGCUACAGAGCCACCGCCAAGACCAUCAAGAACCUCGUCCGUGAAUACAAGACCCCAGAACUCCGUUUCUCUGCCCUCGGUCGUUUCCACCGUUUGUUCAAGGCCUCCCGUAAUGCUGCUGCCAACAAGAAGGCUGCCACCAUCGCUGCCAAGAACUAA